Daphnia pulicaria is the source of this 2562-nucleotide messenger RNA. RefSeq lists its product as uncharacterized. The transcript is spliced from 2 exons. The record is from RefSeq and is a predicted model, not a curated record. NCBI's taxonomy places the organism in Eukaryota, Metazoa, Arthropoda, Branchiopoda, Diplostraca, Daphniidae. The coding region runs from base 1 to 2562 and encodes 853 amino acids.
AUGCAGCAUCUCGAAACCGCCAGAAAGGCGGAAGAAAUCCGUAUCGAAGCAGCCCGCAAGGAUCGUCAACUGCAGAUGGAGCUGGAAAAGCAACGCCUUUCUAGCGACUUAUUGCGUCAACAGCUGGCCGACGAAAACGCCGUAGACGGCGACGAAAUGGGCAAGACCGCAGAUCAAGGAGCGUUCAGCAUUUGGGACGAUUUUCCUCCCGCCCCGCAAAUUCCUGGCGGGCCGGCACCGACCAGCAGGUCGCUGUCCGGCAAAAACGGGCCGGCUUGGCCUCAGCAGAGGUCCAGCACGCCACUCCCACCGCUCAAUGUGAACACGCCACCUUUUGUGCCAAAUACGUCUUGUAGUCAAGCUCAAAGGAAACAAGAUGGUUUCGGUGCAGCAGUCCCGCAAACCUUCCCUUCGACGUUGCCACGAAUUCCAACUAGUGGCCAAAACAUUCCAGCAGCAGUCGUCUUCGUUCCAGCAGCAGCCGUUCCAGCAGAAGUCAUCUUCGUUCAAGCAGCAGCCGUUCCAGCAGAAGUCAUCUUCGUUUCAGCAGCAGCCGUUCCAGCAGCAGUCGUUCCAGCAGCAGUCAUCUUUGUUCCAGCAGCAGCCUCGUUCAAGGUACAAAUCCACGACACCUGCUUCAGCGACGCAGAGCGCCAACACCACCUCCGCACAAGCCUGACUACCGAGAUCCAGAAUAAUCUCGCUGAAGCGCUGCUCAAUCCCGGGCUCUACCCAUUUGCUCUGACAGAGCUGCAUCGAAAGUUCGGAAACCCGAGAAUCGUUUCGACCGCCUGCUCCUCCGCGCUCUUAAAACUUCCCUCCUUCAAAGACAGUGAUUACGAGUCCCUAAAAUCGUUCUCGUCGACGCUUCACUCAGUUGUAGCAACCUUGCAGUUAGGUGGCUACGGACUCGAACUUCACAGCAGCACCACUCUGGCCCAAUUAGUCGGAAAACUCCCGCCGAUUCUACGCAGCAAGUGGGCCGAAGUGAGCUACCGAAUUCAAGGUCGUCUGCCGACGAUACUCGACCUGGAUGGCUGGCUCGAUGACGUCGCGAUGGCGGAAUAUUUCGUCCGUGUUGGCGCCAACCCCGCCGCCCAGUUUCCAGCCAGCAAUCACCCAAAACCGAACAACGACAAGCAGAGAAAGCCGAUCGCAACGCCAAUGGUAUUUUCCACCACGGUAAAAAUAGCGUCAUGCCCGCAUUGUGCUGGUGCUCAUCGACUUCAUCUCUGCGACAAAUUCAAAGCCUUAAAUGCAAAUAAACGAAUAGAAGUGGUAAAAGAAAAAAGAUGUUGCUACCGCUGUCUAGACGACCGCCAUCUUAGUUCCGAGUGUUUAAAGGAAAGUGAGUGCGGAAUUGAAGAAUGCAAGCGACUUCAUCACCCUCUCCUCCAUGGCGCCCCGAGGAUGUACCCGAAGACGCCGCGACCGAGCACGACGCCAUCUCUCUCAUCAACAAAUCCAUUUAACGGCUCCGUAUCCUUCAGCUACGAAGACGAAACAACCUUGCUGCCCAUCGUUCAAUUGCGUGUUGAAGCAAACGGCCGGUCUUGGAUCGGAUAUGGAUUGCUGGAUCCCGGAAGCCAAGUCUCCAUGAUCACGAACGCGCUGGCAGAUGAGCUGGGAUUGAAAGGCGAGAAAAUAGCGACGAGAAUCGGAACGUACCACGGCCGCGACCCACUUGCAAACGCGGCAAAGGUGUCAUUCAAAAUCUCGUCCAUCGACAAAGCCAGCUCAUUCGAAAUCCCAACCUGCUACUCCGUGCCUGUGUUAAAAAUCAGAAACGAAGUCGUCGAUCCGAAAAAAUUGGUGAAAGACUGGCCGCAUUUAUUUGGAUUAAAGGCCCCGCCCCAAAUGCCAGUCGACGUAAAUGUGUUGAUUGGAUCGUGUGAUAUGGCGCCGCAAGAAGUUCUUGAAAUUAAAAAGGAUCCGCUGAACGAGCGAGCCCCGCGCGGUCUACGUACAGCAUUCGGUUGGUGCAUUGCCAGCCCAAUUUCAUCCGUCGCCAACGCACAACUGAAGUGCAACUCUCUUUCAUUGACUCCGCCAGCAGACGAAGAUCUUGCCAACGUGAUCAACCGCUUUUUACUCCUCGAGACCUACGAAGCAAAAGCAGAUGUGAAGGCGCCAGUUGGCAAAGAAGAGUUGCGAGCCAUCAAGAUAUUGAAGGAGACGACCAGAUUCCUGGGCGACCGGUAUGAAUCGGGACUUCUCUGGAAAAAUGAAGACCCGAAUCUCCCCGACAACAGUGAGUCCAUCUUUGCCCGUUUCUUCAAGCUGGAGCGACGACUCAUCCUAGACGAGAAUUUGGGAAAGCGAUAUUCCGCCGCAAUCAACGAGUAUAUCAGCCUCGGCCACGCAAGAAAACUUUCAGCAGAAGAGGUGAAGAUACGACCAGCUGGUCGUACUUGGUUCAUCCCCCACCACCCGGUGAUAAAUCCGAAAAAACCGGAGAAGUGCCGCCCAGUUUUUGAUGCAUCCGCAUUCUACAAAGGAGCAUCGCUGAAUUCUGUGCUGCUGAAAGGCCCGGAUUUGCUGACCAAUUUGAUUGGUGUAUAG